Molecule: messenger RNA, 1993 nt
Organism: Fimicolochytrium jonesii
Lineage: Eukaryota; Fungi; Chytridiomycota; Chytridiomycetes; Spizellomycetales; Powellomycetaceae
Product: citrate synthase-like protein
Exons: 5
Coding region: 85-1641 (518 amino acids)
Biological process (GO): carbohydrate metabolic process; tricarboxylic acid cycle; citrate metabolic process
Cellular component (GO): mitochondrial matrix
Source: RefSeq, a predicted model, not a curated record
GGCCGGGUUGCGCCCCCCUUCGAGAUUCGAACCGCGGGUAUAGCAGGAGAAGCUGGUUGAGGACGCGCUCAGCCAUCAACAUCGAUGGGCGCGAUAGCUCGUAUCCCUUGUCCAAACAUUUCCGUGCCUCACAACGGUUUUGCGCUUUUAUUACCGACACAGCCUGCCCCUUCCUUCAUCCUCCCUCAGCACAUUGCAAACCUGCACAACAUCUCUCCAUCUUCCCCCCGAAUUGCAACAAUGUAUCUUCGUGUGGUUCCUGGUGCUUUCUCGCUCCUUACCCGCCGCUCUGCGACGACCGGAGUCAAUGCCAUUCGCUCCUACUCUACCGCUAAGAGCCAGACUCUUAAGGAGCGUCUGAGUGAGCUCAUCCCCCAAAAGCAGGCCGAGGUCAAGGAGUUCCGAUCCAAGCAUGGCAGCAAGGUUCUCGGAGAGACCACCGUUGACAUGAUGUACGGAGGCAUGCGCGGUAUUAAGGGUCUCGUCUGGGAAGGUUCCGUCUUGGACGCUGACGAGGGUAUCCGUUUCCGUGGCUACACCAUUCCCGAGUGCCAGAAGCUUCUCCCCGCUGCCGAGGGAGGUGAGGAGCCUCUCCCUGAGGCCCUCUUCUGGUUGUUGGUGACCGGAGAAGUCCCCACCGCUGAGCAGGUCAAGCAGCUCUCCGCCGACUGGGCUGCCCGCUCUGCGAUUCCAUCAUACGUUGAGGACCUCCUCGACCGUUGCCCCAACACCCUCCACCCCAUGUCCCAGUUCGCUCUCGCCGUCACUGCCCUUCAACACGAGUCUAGCUUCGCCAAGGCUUACCAGAGCGGAGUUCCCAAGACCCAAUACUGGGACUAUACUUUCGAGGAUGCUAACGACUUGAUCGCCAAGCUUCCCAACGUCGCUGCCCGUAUCUACCGUAACGUCUUCAAGGAUGGCAAGGUCCCCGAAAUCGACCGCAACCUCGACUGGGGAGCCAACUUCGCUCACCUUCUCGGCUACAAGGACCCCAAGUUCGUUGAACUGAUGCGUCUGUACCUCACCAUCCACUCCGACCACGAGGGAGGAAACGUCUCCGCCCACGCUACCCACUUGGUCGGAUCUGCCCUCUCUGACCCAUACCUGUCUUUCGCUGCCGGUAUGGCCGGUUUGGCCGGUCCCCUGCACGGUCUUGCCAACCAGGAAGUCCUCCGAUGGACCCUGAAGAUGCGCGACCAGGUUGGCCAGGGCGCAACUGACGAGCAGAUCAAAGAAUUCCUCUGGAAGACGUUGAAGAGCGGUCAGGUCGUCCCCGGUUACGGACACGCUGUGCUCAGGAAGACCGACCCCCGUUACACUUGCCAACGGGAGUUUGCUCUCAAGCACCUGCCCGAUGACCCUCUCUUCAAGCUUGUUGGUCAGGUUUACAACAUUGCCCCCGGAGUUCUCACCGAGCACGGCAAGACCAAGAACCCAUGGCCCAACGUUGACGCCCACUCUGGCGUUCUUCUGCAGCACUUCGGCUUCGUCGAGCAGGACUUCUACACGGUUCUGUUCGGUGUCUCCCGUGCUCUUGGUGUGAUGAACGGUCUCAUCUGGGACCGUGCCCUCGGACUCCCCAUCGAGAGGCCAAAGUCCUUCAGCACCGCGCACCUCCAGAAGAUGUUCGCCAACAAGUAAGCUAUCGAGCUCUCUUGAGUAGGACCUUCUGUUUAUUCCCCCCAUCCGACCCGUUUGUGGCAUCAGCAUACCAUACACUGCUCCUAGAGUAAAACUCAUUUUGUGCCAUCCCUCAUCUUCUUUAUCGAGUAUAUAAUAUUCCCGUUGACCUGACUCAUGCAUGCUGUGAUACAACCUGUGAACUUAUGACCCGCAUCAAGAGCUUGGCGCCGGGAAGGUGCUCUACGUUGCGACUAGCACAUCCCCCGUGAGGCUUUCUCCAGGUCGGUCGAUUGCUGUUCGUCUGCUGACUUCUGACCGCAGGGAGGCCCUCCUUGCACAUGAGUUUCCGGGAUGCUUUUUUUGAUUACAU